AUGUCGUGCGCGCUCAACGAGCCGGCGGCGGAUAUGACGCUGGUGGAUCUCGAGACCGGGGAGCGGAAGCAGUUGAUGGACCUGAUCGCAGCCAACGAGGGCAAGCACACGAUCCUGACCUUCUACGCCACGUGGAGCAAGGCGUGCGUGCAGGAGGUGGAGCUCAUGGAGCUGUUCAGCAAGGGCGACCACCACAAACUCCUCAACUUCGUGCUCAAGCCCCGCGUGCGCCGAUUCUACGGCGACGGUGAGAAACCCACCGUGAUGCACUUUGGCUUAGCCGACGCUGAAGUGCCCGGACCCUACGGACUGCAGAGCGUCCCGCAUACGGUGGUGAUAAACCCGGACGGCAUCGUGCUUCGCAACGGUGACAACUUCCACUGGGACGACAUCGCUGGUCUGCUACGCCACCGCCAAGAGAUGACGGACCCGGGCGUCUUGAACCAGCUCAUCAGGUGGCUCAUUCCUCCACUUACUGUGUAG
Messenger RNA from Phytophthora sojae, 483 nucleotides. RefSeq lists its product as hypothetical. The coding region runs from base 1 to 483 and encodes 160 amino acids. NCBI's taxonomy places the organism in Eukaryota, Oomycota, Peronosporomycetes, Peronosporales, Peronosporaceae. The record is from RefSeq and is a predicted model, not a curated record. The transcript has 2 exons.